AUGGCUGAUCUCGAAUUCUCUGAAGAAGAUAUCGUUCAGCUGGCUCUCCUUCGUGAUGAAGAAACAGACGCCCUCAUCGACGCCAGCUUCCUGAACGACGACCACCGAUUAUCCUCACCGAUGGACGACGUACUCUGCUUUACGCACGAAGAGCUCAUACUUCAGGUCACAGCUGGUGUUCACUAUCCUGUCACGGCACCCUCCUUUGACCUCAUCAACCUCGCACUCUCGCGCAAGGACAUAGAUGGCCUCCGUGCUACCCUUCGCUGCGUGAUCGAGGAGGCGGCCGAGACAAAUUGCGUCGAGAAAUGGCUUGAUAGGGAAAAUAGCACGUACGGAAUCUUUGAGGCGACCAAGGUUGUCUUUAAGAUGGCCCAUGAGACGGAUGCCCUGGUGAGGGCGGUACGAAACCGAGCCAACCAAAAAGCCGACGAAAAGCAACGCAUACCUUCGGACCAAUUUCAGAAGAAGGCUGUCCAGGCGACUACUACCAACGAGAUCGCCUUGGAGUACCUGGGCAGGUCUGCUAGGGAGAUCUGCGAGACGAUUCCCUCGUGUUACCGAGUUCUUCACGCCGAGUGUGUCAUCCGGCGCGAUCUAGCUGCCCGCUUCGAUACUUGCCGAGCUCGGUUGCGCGAAAAGCUCCUCCGCCACCGCAAAAGCCUUCCGAAGUGCUGCGCGAAGCACACCCGUCUCGAGGAUAAGCUUGAGCAUUUCAUUCGUCCAUGCAUGACGUUUCACGGCACGCAGCGCCACUUCGUGCCCUCGAUCGUCCGCCAUGGCUUCCUCAAGCCGGGCUCGCGCGUGCCAAAGGGCGACAAAGGAGGAAACGAUGGAAAUCUGCACGAAGUUCGUUGUGGGUCCACCUACGGUCGCGGCAUCUACAGUUCGCCCAGCGCCGACUUUUCCUUGAGCUACACGGAUUCCUGGGCGCGGCCGACAUCGCCGACCGAGUACUUCGGCCUCAAGCUGAUUGUGUGCGCCACCAUCAUGGGUCGCGCGCGACAGAUGUUUCACGGGGACAACUGGCGCACGCAGUCGGAGCCAUACGAGGGUGCUGAUUCACACGUGGCGAACCGUGAGCUUGAAUACAUCGUAUUUGACCCAGCACAAAUCAUUCCCGUCUAUGUGCUGCACCUGGACUGGGGCGCUGACAACGCCGCGCACUUUCAGAAUUUGCCGAUGGACCCAUACCAGUGGAAGCCUAGGGUCUAUGCGACCAGUAACAGGAUCAACGUUAAUGAGGGUUUGGACUCUGCGUACGCAGGCGAGAGACAAAGAGCAAAGCAAGCGGUGUUGGCGAAGGCUUCAAAGUACUUCCCCUACGGGUAUGGACCAGCGACAGGCGGACGAUUUGUGAUCGAGGUCGGAGAGGUCUCGGAGGACGAGGAGAACUACGGUGAGUAUCAAAGCAUGAGAGGUACUGAGAAUGAAGACAAGACAGGCAUGUCUGAGACAAACUUCUGGGGAUGGGUGAAGGCGGCCGAAGAGGAUGAGGGCGGUAUACAUGCGACGGCGGACGAAUACACCGCACAGAGGAAAGGAUCUGGAUAUCGGCCGGAGAACUGGGACUCAAUCAAGAGAGCUGAGCGGGAGGUGGAAGAGGAAGACGAUGAUGGCGAUUUCAACCUAGAAUGGCUGUUACUAGGUCAGGUCUAG
Messenger RNA from Colletotrichum gloeosporioides, 1659 nucleotides. RefSeq lists its product as uncharacterized. The transcript has a single exon. NCBI's taxonomy places the organism in Eukaryota, Fungi, Ascomycota, Sordariomycetes, Glomerellales, Glomerellaceae. The record is from RefSeq and is a predicted model, not a curated record. Bases 1 to 1659 code for a protein of 552 amino acids.